Entamoeba invadens IP1 is the source of this 483-nucleotide messenger RNA. RefSeq names its product SUMO-conjugating enzyme UBC9, putative. Gene Ontology annotation, cellular component: nucleus. NCBI's taxonomy places the organism in Eukaryota, Evosea, Mastigamoebida, Endamoebidae. The transcript is spliced from 3 exons. The record is from RefSeq and is a predicted model, not a curated record. Gene Ontology annotation, biological process: protein sumoylation. The coding region runs from base 1 to 483 and encodes 160 amino acids. Gene Ontology annotation, molecular function: SUMO conjugating enzyme activity.
AUGAGUCAAAUGACAGCAGUGAGUCGGAUAGUCGAAGAGCAACGUGCGUGGAGAAAAGACCACCCACCUGGAUUUAUUGCUCGGCCUGUACGUGAAGGUGGCAAACCCGACUUAUUUCGAUGGGAGUGCCUUGUUCCUGGUGCAAAGGAUACGAUAUGGGAGGGUGGGUAUUACCCAGUCAAAAUGAAUUUUUCACCGGAGUACCCUGCGGCACCUCCUCGUUGUUAUUUACCCGAAGGGUUUUUCCAUCCCAAUGUCUUUCCCAAUGGGCAGAUAUGUCUGAGUAUAUUGAAUGAAUCGUAUGACUGGAAGCCAACGAUCUCUAUCAAACAAAUUUUAGUUGGGAUCCAAGACUUACUCGAUAACCCAAACAAAGAGUCUCCAGCACAACACCCUGCUAAUCAAGCAUUUGUUACAAACAUGAAAGAGUAUAAAGCGGGAGUUCUCAAUCAAAAGAAAAAUUACUUGAAAGACACUUUAUAA